This is a messenger RNA of Spinacia oleracea (spinach), 3339 nucleotides long. RefSeq lists its product as uncharacterized. Gene Ontology annotation, molecular function: nucleic acid binding. The transcript is spliced from 2 exons. The coding region runs from base 1 to 3339 and encodes 1112 amino acids. The record is from RefSeq and is a predicted model, not a curated record. Lineage: Eukaryota; Viridiplantae; Streptophyta; Magnoliopsida; Caryophyllales; Amaranthaceae.
AUGUCGUUCGCUCAAAGAGAUAGAGAGCCGUUAAGAGAUUAUCUCACCCGCUUUAACAACGAAUCAAUCACUAUUCCCAAUUUGCAGCAGGAGGUUGCUGUUCUGGCUCUGAUGAGGGGAAUGCAAGAGUGCGAAUUCAAGAAGUACCUCAGCCGGAAGUCAUACACUAAUCUGGGCGACGUCCUGCACAAGGCCAAUGAGUACAUCAGGGGGGAUGAAAUGAUGAAGAUCUCCAAUGUGGUAGUGGCAACCGGCGGAAAUGUCGGGUACAACCCAGGCUAUAACCCCCAGGCGGGAAAAGGAGGAAACAAUUUUCACCAGAACAAUAAUCAGCAAGGGGCAAGCCAGAGAAACCAGAAUAACAGAAAUGCCAAUCCGCAGGGGCAGAGACCCCGGCAAGACAGAAGGGAGUCCAGAGGACUCUUUGAUAACUACACUCCGCUGAACACACCGCGGACGGCAAUUUACAACAUAAACAACAAGAUGGACGGCUGGAGAAGGCCGCCACCAAUGCAGAGUAGGGAAAGGAAUGUCAAGAAAUUUUGUGACUUCCAUAAUGAGCACGGCCACCUAACAGAGGACUGCAGAGACCUCAAAGACAACAUUGAGGAUAUGGUCAGAAAGGGGUAUUUUUCACAGUAUAGGGCGAGGCAAGGAAAUGGUAACAACAACUCGGUGGGGGGAAACCCUGCCUAUUCAUACCGGCCACAACAGCAAAAUCAACAACAAUACCCUAGAAUCGAGCAGCCAUAUCAGCCACCUAGAAUCGAGCAAAAACAGCCGGAAACCAGUGCCAGAGCAGAACAGAGGGAUGGCGGGAAAAAACCACCCGUAUAUGUAAUUUCUGGCGGUCCAGUCCACGGAGGGACAAUAAGCGGCGCCAGUAGAAGUUUGGAGGAACACAGGCACAUGGUAAACUAUCAUAACACAAGAGUGUGGCCUAACCCACCCAGCAUACCAGUGAUGACGUUCUCGGAAUCAGAUUGCAGAGGCAUCAUUUUCCCGCAUGAUGACCCGCUAGUUCUUACAAUCGAUAUAGCAAAUGCCGAUGUGAACAGAGUACUGGUAGACGGCGGCAGCUCAGCAAACAUCAUCUUCUGGGAAGCCUUCAAGCAAUUGCACAUACCAGAGGACGAGCUUCAAAGGGUGAACUACCCAGUAAUCGGUUUUUCAAGAUCUACAGUGUACCCAGAGGGUAGUAUACGGCUGCCGGUGAAAAUCGGAGAAGGAUCUGAAAUGCGGGAUCUCAUGGAGUGCGAUUUAGCCUGUCAGAUAUAUAUGUCGAACCUGGAAAGGCCGGCAAAGAUAAGGGGAAGUCAGUUGGCGGCAAGAUCCUGUUACUUGACUGCUUUGAGAACACCGGGAAGAAUGGUCCCAGAAGUAAACUUGACUACUGUGCCGGAAAGGCAAGAGGUACACUUGACUACUAAGCCGGCAAGACAAGAACAUCUGCCAAAAAAGAAGAACUGCGCAAAAAGAGGUCGAACUGACUUGAACAUGGAACACUUUGAUGAGAGGCCGGUAUCAGCACCAAGACCAAUGCCAGAUGGUCUGACAGAAAAUAUCGAGCUGGAGGUUGGAAAUAUGGAUAGAACAGUCGUGAUCGGUACAGAAAUGGGGAGUGACAUGAAGGUCAACCUCAUAAGCUUGCUGAGGGAGCACGCGGACAUCUUCGCAUUCUCAGCGGAUGAGAUGCCUGGUAUCGAUCCAGAGAUAAUGGUCCACCGGUUAAACGCCGAUAGAAAUGUUAGGCCUGUACGGCAGAAAAAACGUAAUUUCUCCACGGAAAAAAUGGCAGCGAUACAAGAAGAGGUGGAUAAACUGCUGGCGGCAGGUUUUAUUGAGCCAUGUGACUACCCUGAAUGGUUGGCAAAUGUAGUAAUGGUAAAAAAGCCGAAUGGGUCAUGGAGAAUGUGCGUAGAUUUCACCAACCUUAACAGGGCAUGUCCGAAAGAUUUCUACCCACUACCACGGAUUGAUAGGCUGGUAGACUCUACCAGCGGCCAUGCAAUGCUCAGUUUCCUAGACGCUUUCUCAGGGUAUCAUCAGGUCAGCCUGCAUAAAUCAGACAGGAAGAAGGCGGCUUUUAUCACGGAUGCAGGAGUUUUCUGUUAUAAGGCGAUGCCAUUCUGGUUGAAAAAUGCAAGGGCAACGUAUCAAAGGCUGGUCGACAAGGUGUUUGCCGACCAAAAAGGCAGAAACGUGGAGGUCUAUGUAGAUGACUCUAUCGUAAAAAGCCGGAAAGAGGAGAAUCAUGUUAACGAUCUCCGAGAAACUUUUGAAACUUUGAGAAAGUACAGGAUGAAAUUAAACCCAAAAAAAUGCGUCUUCGGAGUAAGGUCGGGAAAAUUCCUGGGUUUCUUGGUCAGCGAGCGUGGCAUAGACGCUAGCCCUGAAAAAGUAGAAGCAAUCAUCAGUCUGCCGCAACCCAAAAGCGUAAAAGACAUACAGCGGUUGACAGGAAAAAUGGCCGCCUUAAACAGAUUUGUGAGCAAGUCGGCAGAUAAGCAAAUGCCCUUCUUCACAACCUUGCGUCAAAACAAGAAAUUCAAAUGGGGGCCGGCAGAGCAAGAUGCUUUUAAAGCUCUAAAAAGUCACCUAAAGAACCUGCCAACAAUAGCAAGGGCAAAAGAAGGCGGAAAAUUACAGUUGUACAUAUCGGCGUCGCCAAAAACAGUUGCAGCAGUGCUGGUAGCCGAAACAGAAAACAAAGGGCAGCAACCAGUAUAUUUUGUGAGCCAUGUGCUAAACGGCCCAGAAACAAGAUAUACAUUGGUGGAAAAAAUGGCAUAUGCAGUCCUCAUCGCGGCUAGAAAAUUAAGACCAUACUUUGAUGCGCAUACAAUCGAAGUGCUAACAAACUUUCCUCUCGAAAAAGCCAUCAGCAAGCUAGAUACAUCAGGCCGGCUGCUAAAAUGGGCAAUAGAGUUGUCCGAGUUUGACUUGGAAUUCCGGCCAAGAACUGCAAUCAAAGCCCAGGCAUUGGCGGACUUCAUAGUUGAAGCGUCAUACCAAGAGGAUGAAGUACAAGCUGAAGUAUGGGAUGUGUCAGUGGAUGGUUCAGCUGCACAGACAGGCAGUGGGGCCGAAAUAAUCAUGAAAUCGCCAACAGGAGACAUUUUUGAGUAUGCUAUAAAGUUUAUGUUCAACGCGUCAAAUAACGAGGUAGAAUACGAGGCAGCCAUCGCCGACAUCCAAAUGUGCCUCGCAGCGUAUGCCAAAAGAGUAACACUGACAACAGACUCCCAGCUGGUAGCAAGUCAAUUCAGUGGAGAGUAUGAGGCAGGUCAAAUACCUGGAGAAGUUGAGGUCAGUGUCGGCUUAGCUAGAGAAAUUUAG